Molecule: messenger RNA, 2178 nt
Organism: Dunckerocampus dactyliophorus (ringed pipefish)
Lineage: Eukaryota; Metazoa; Chordata; Actinopteri; Syngnathiformes; Syngnathidae
Product: solute carrier family 22 member 4-like
Exons: 11
Coding region: 37-1683 (548 amino acids)
Biological process (GO): transmembrane transport
Cellular component (GO): membrane
Molecular function (GO): transmembrane transporter activity
Source: RefSeq, a predicted model, not a curated record
AGUCGAGCCGAGAAGCGGGUCGGACCAGGUUCCGCCAUGAGGGACUACGAUGCCAGCGUGGCCUUCCUGGGAGAGUGGGGGCGCUUCCAGCUGAUGGUCUUCUUCAUGCUCUGUUCCACCAUCUUGCCCAACGGACUGAACUCCUUCUCCCUGGUCUUCGUCACGGACACACCCAAACACCGCUGCCUGGUCCCCGAGGUCAACCUCAGCCAAGCCUGGAAGGAAGCUGUGAUCCCAAUAGAGGAGGUCAACGGGGAGCUGGAGAGGAGCCAAUGCCGCAGGUACAGACUGGAUGUGGUCCGCAACCUCUCUGACAUGGGUCUGGUUCCCGGGCAGGACGUCAACCUGAGCAGCCUGGAGCAGGAGGACUGCGUGGACGGCUGGAGCUACAGCAGCGAACGCUACCAGUCCACCGUGGUCUCUGAGUUUGACCUGGUUUGCAAUGAGAGCUGGAAGCAGCCGUUCACCUCCACCGUUUUCUUCCUGGGAGUUCUUGUGGGGUCCUUCUUCUCGGGGGUGCUCUCAGACAGGUUUGGCCGUAAGCCGGUUCUGUUUGCAACCAUGGCGGUUCAGGCCGUGUUCAACCUGGCUCAGAUCGCCUCGCCCUCCUGGGAGGUGCUCUGUGUGUUUUUUUUUUGCAGUGGAUUGGGAAACAUCUCCAAUUACAUCUCCUGCUAUGUGCUGGGCACAGAAAUCUUAACGGGCAAGGCUCGAGUGGCGUACGCAUCGAUGGGCGUGUGCAUUGGCUUCGCCUUGGGCUACAUGAUGCUGCCCCUCGUGGCUUACUUCCUCAGGAGCUGGAUGAACCUGACAGUGGCAAUCGCAGUGCCUGCCGUGUUCUACAUCCCCCUCUGGUGGGUCCUCCCAGAGUCUCCGAUGUGGUUGUUGUCUCAAGGACGAGUGGCGGAGGCCGAGACCAUUGUGAGGAGAGCUGCAAAGAUGAACAGAGUGGAAGCUCCGGAGAAAAUCUUUACCGAUUACCUGAUACAUGCAAACACACCCGAGGCAAAGUCUGUGCAGCGCUACACUUUCCUUGACCUGCUGAGGAGAAGAAGCAUCGCAGCAACAACAAUCAUUCUGUGCUUUGUGUGGUUCACACUGAGUAUCUGCUACUUUGGCCUGUCCUUGAACACAUCACGACUCCACUCGGACCCGUACAUCAGCUGCUUCCUGUCUGCCGUGGUGGAGGUGCCAGCGUACAGCAGCACCUGCUUGGCCGUGCGCUUCCUACCUCGACGCGUGGCCGUCAUCCUGGUCUUCCUGGUCGUGGCCUUGUCGCUCUUCUUCAUUCAGCUGGUACCUCAAAGUGUAUUAGGGGUGGCCGUAGCCUUGGAGAUGCUGGGUAAAUUUGCAGUGACCGCCGGCACGUCGCUUCUCUUUGCCUUCACCGCUGAGCUCUACCCAACCGGCCUGAGGAACACGGCAUCUGGGACGUGCGUCAUGGUUUCCAGGACGGGAAGCUGCAUUGCACCAUUUCUGCUGCAACUAAAUGUCUACUUCAAGUAUCUGUCAUACGUCACCUUUGGGUCUCUGGCCAUGGUGUCCGCCUUUGUCACGCUCUUCCUACCAGAGAGUUUUAGGCGCCCUCUACCUGAGACCAUCCAGCAAAUGCACAAGAGACAAAGCCUGAUGCGUCCAUGCAUCACAAGAAGAAAAACCUCCAAAUGCGUGACGGUCUUGUGAAGCCUGUGAUCAUUUAAAUGCUAAAAUCAGUCUGCAGUAGACGGCAUCAUUUCAAGGACUGAUAUGUUUUAUUUGUCUUCUACAUUUCUCAUAGAAAAUAAAGAAUUUAAAAAGAAUAAUAAUGUGGUAAUAGUGAGUCAUUGGAUUUGUUUCUACAUCACGUCAUUAAAAGUCCCUGUUGAUGAUAUCCACUAAUGAUACUCAUUUUAGUGAUUCCUCGUGUAAAUGCUCCUGUUGUUCUGCCUGCACAUCCUGGGACUUCUUCUCAGUCGCAUUCUCUUCUUCUUUGGUGUGCGUGAGUUUAUAGACAUUCUUCCGACAGCAUCUACAAGACAAAUGAAGAGUCAUCUUGGCUACGUCACACUGCAGGGUAUGAUUCCCAAUUCAGAUUUUUUUUAUUGAAAUCAGAUUUAUUAUGUGGUCGUUCACAUUACCAAAAAAAUGCAACUUGUCAAUGUGAACGCAAAGCGUCCGGGAAGUGACAUGCAUGCACAA